Myxocyprinus asiaticus (Chinese sucker) is the source of this 1075-nucleotide messenger RNA. RefSeq names its product MLLT11 transcription factor 7 cofactor (gene mllt11). Lineage: Eukaryota; Metazoa; Chordata; Actinopteri; Cypriniformes; Catostomidae. The record is from RefSeq and is a predicted model, not a curated record. The transcript is spliced from 2 exons. Gene Ontology annotation, biological process: positive regulation of mitochondrial depolarization; positive regulation of DNA-templated transcription; positive regulation of release of cytochrome c from mitochondria. Bases 174 to 428 code for a protein of 84 amino acids. Gene Ontology annotation, cellular component: nucleoplasm; cytosol.
AGUGAUGUUGGGUGCGGUUGGUAAAUGCUGAGCAGACACCGGCGAGAACACUGGAGACAAGACAGAGUGGCAGCGUCUUUUAUUCUAGAAAUUUGAAUUACUGCAACAACAACAACAACAACAAAAAAAACAGCUUUAAAUUCACAGAGAACGACCAAAUACAAAGGAUCAAAAUGUUAGACACAGUGAGCAGCCAGUUCGACUCCUUCCUGUUUUGGAGGGAGCCUAUCCCAUCACUGGAUCUGUCAGAGCUGGAAGACCUGGGCAUUUCUAUCACCAAAUCCAAAGAAGGGAAGUCGACCAAGAGCUCCUUGAAAGCCCAGGCACAGGAGGAGGAAGAUUUUGAGUUACUGCAGUACUCGACUUUCAACUACUGGAAAGAGCCCAUUGCUAGUAUUGAUACCUUGGAUUUCAACCUGCUGUUAUAAGACACUGCAAUUCAAUGAUCAGUUCCCGCCAAAUCUGUGUUUAAAGCCACUGUGGUCACACAAAUUCUCUGAUCUGAUUUGAUAAAUGAAAUGAUUACAGGAGUCAUGUAUUUAUAUCUUGCCUUACUUGUUAUGCCAUUGUGAAAACUGGAUUCUUAUAUGUGCUUAAACUAUAAGGGCAUUCCUGAAUGUGGAUGUAUUAGGAAGGCAACAAAAGGCAAUGGAAAUAGUUUGUAUCUCACUGCCCAGUGCUAUAUUGGACAUGUAAACUGUGUGACGGCCCAUUUGGUCAUGCACAAAACAUAAGAUUAGUGCAGCUUCAGGUCCCUGUUACAUGUAAAUGCAUGGUGAUUCUGAAAAAAAACAAAAAACAAAAAAAAAAAACAAAGAAAGAAAUUAUACAGCAAAGAAAGUUUGCUGUAUAAAGUUAUUUUCUGCCAAAUGAAUUGUAAUACCACUGCAUAAUUGUACUCGUUUUGAGCUGUUAUCUCACUGAAAGGUGUUUUUGUAUAAAACGGAUGUCAAUGUAAAAUGCAGACCUAAUGCUUUUCACUGUUUUCCCCCAUUAUGUUAAAUGAUAUGACAAAUGUCAGAUCCCAGUUAAAGUGAGCUUGCUGCUGAAUUAAUAAUAAAAAGCAUCAGUAUUA